Medicago truncatula (barrel medic) is the source of this 438-nucleotide messenger RNA. Its product is annotated as putative F-box/LRR-repeat protein 23. The record is from RefSeq and is a predicted model, not a curated record. The coding region runs from base 1 to 438 and encodes 145 amino acids. Lineage: Eukaryota; Viridiplantae; Streptophyta; Magnoliopsida; Fabales; Fabaceae. The transcript is spliced from 2 exons.
AUGAGGGUUGUAAAUUGCUGGGAAAUUAAAGAUGCAGGAUUCAGAAAAUGUGUGACAAAGCUUCCGCAUUUAGAAGAGUUGGACAUUUCACUUAUGGAACUAACACAUGAUUCUCUAGAAGUCCUGGCACGAUCUUGCCCACUUUUAAAAUCUCUCAAACUUCAUAUUGCUGAACCAGUGUAUCGACUAAGCCACUUUUAUAUGAAAGACUAUGACCGCAGCGAAGUUGGAUGGCUUGCGAUUCUUGAUCGAUGUCUGCUUCUUGAAUCUCUUGACAUUCGGGGAGGCAAUGUUUAUUUUAAUGAAAAUUUGAAGGAAAGGUGUCAUGAGAAGAUCAAAAAUUUGCGGCUGUCAGUGUAUGGGAUGAUGAAAAAUGAGGUUAUUAACUGGAGAGACUUUGAAGCUAAUGAUAAUUUUCCUGAUGUUGUGAAAGCAUGA